GUGGCGGGAAGUUUUACGGGAGGUACCACUUUGGGGAGUCCGGAAGAGAGAUCCCAGAAACUGAACCUUAUCGAAUCCGAUUCUGGACAAUCGGAACCAAGUUAAACACAUCUGUGUAUUAUGGAAAACUUUCAGAAGGUGGAAAAAAUAGGAGAGGGCACGUAUGGUGUUGUUUACAAAGCUCGGAAUAGGGUAACUGGGGAAGUGGUGGCCCUUAAGAAGAUCCGCCUGGACACUGAGACAGAAGGUGUUCCAAGCACAGCCAUCAGGGAAAUCUCGCUUCUGAAAGAACUGAACCACCCCAACAUUGUCAAGCUUCUUGAUGUCAUCCAUACAGAGAACAAAUUGUACCUUGUUUUUGAGUUUCUCAAUCAGGAUCUGAAGAAGUUUAUGGAUGGUUCUAACAUCACUGGUAUCCCUCUGGCUCUUGUUAAAAGUUACUUGUUUCAGCUAUUGCAAGGCUUAGCGUUCUGCCACUCUCACCGGGUAUUGCACCGUGAUCUUAAACCCCAAAACUUGCUCAUUAACUCAGAUGGUGCUAUUAAACUUGCUGACUUUGGACUUGCACGAGCGUUUGGGGUGCCUGUAAGAACAUACACCCAUGAGGUUGUCACUCUGUGGUACCGAGCUCCAGAAAUUCUUCUUGGCUGCAAGUAUUAUUCAACUGCUGUGGAUAUUUGGAGCCUAGGGUGCAUCUUUGCUGAAAUGAUCACAAGGAGAGCUCUGUUUCCAGGGGACUCUGAAAUUGAUCAGCUAUUUCGAAUCUUCAGAACACUGGGGACUCCAGAUGAGAUAUCAUGGCCUGGUGUGACUUCUAUGCCGGAUUACAAAUCUACUUUUCCUAGGUGGGCACGGCAAGACUUCAGCAAGGUGGUGCCUCCACUGGAUGAAGAUGGUAGAGAUCUUUUGGCUCAAAUGCUUCAAUAUGAUUCAAACAAACGUAUUUCUGCUAAGGCAGCCCUGACACAUGCAUUUUUCCGUGAUGUGAGCAGACCAACACCGCACCUUCAUUAGAGGUUGAAUAUUAAAAAUGUAUUGCACACAGAUGUUAUGGUCGCUAAAAAAAAAAAAAAGUUUUUUGCAAACAUGCACUCUUGUAUGCCCGAUAAUUUAUUGAGCAGUAUGAAAGGACAUCCUCAGUGAUAAAAAAACAAACAAAAAAAAACCUGUACUAAAGAUGAAGCAGCUAUGGUGUAUUACGGAGUGGAAGAAUUUCAAGUUCAUGAAUGUUCAAAUAGUGCAGGAAAAAACUAUAUCAAGGUUUUCUGCUACAAUGAAGACUGCUUGGCCAUGUUUUCCUGCCUAGCAAAAAAAAUUCCUGGAAACUAGAAAUCUUUAUCAUCUAUACAAUGGGCUCGCAACUGGUCUAUUCAGGACUCACCUUCUAGGGUUACUGUUUAUUGGUUACAUUGAACCAUGUUUGGACUUAUUUAACUUACCAAUUUUGUUUGUAUUUGUUCAUAUUUUCUAGUGGUUUCCAACUCCUUUAUAAGAUUUCCAUGUUUCCUGAAUAGUGCAGAGACUGUUGGUUUAUUUAAUUUUUAAGCGAGGUACUGGCAUCACAGGUUAACCUCACGGUGAAGCUCAUUAAAGCAUUUUGACUUAACAGUUUGUUUCUAACCUACAGUCAAGUGGAACCUUGAUCUUUGAGAUCCCUGUCAAUACAAUGCAUAUAAAUAACUAUUGGGAUCAGAUUCCUGCUUACCUCUGAAAAAGUAAUCUAUUUAACUUUUAGCUGCCAUUUAAUACAUUGUAUAUAUUUUAAGGACUAGUUAUGAAGUUUGCACCUUUUUAUUGUUUUACCUUUUCUUACUAUAUCUUGAAUUUUAUUCUGUAGUUUUACAUGUAUAUUCUUAAUUAAAAUAUGUAUUAUUUA
This is a messenger RNA of Bombina bombina (fire-bellied toad), 1876 nucleotides long. It is a transcript of the gene CDK2, whose product is annotated as cyclin dependent kinase 2. Bases 121 to 1014 code for a protein of 297 amino acids. Gene Ontology annotation, cellular component: nucleus; cyclin-dependent protein kinase holoenzyme complex; cytoplasm. The transcript is spliced from 7 exons. Gene Ontology annotation, biological process: regulation of gene expression; regulation of G2/M transition of mitotic cell cycle; G1/S transition of mitotic cell cycle. The record is from RefSeq and is a predicted model, not a curated record. Lineage: Eukaryota; Metazoa; Chordata; Amphibia; Anura; Bombinatoridae. Gene Ontology annotation, molecular function: cyclin-dependent protein serine/threonine kinase activity; ATP binding; cyclin binding.